GGGCGGGCAGCACGGGCGGGGCGGAGGGAGGAGGAGGAGGGAGGUUCGCCGCGCCCAGGCUGCCGCUGCCCGAUGGCUGCGGGGAGCUGAGCGGGCUGAGGAGGAGCCGAGCCCCAGCGACACCCCCCUUCCUUGCCGCGGAUCCCUCCUUCUCGCCCGGCUCUGCCGCCUUCCCCGGGACCCGCCGGGCGCAGCGCGGGCGGCUCCCCCCGCUCCUCCUCCGCCGCCUCCUCCUCCGCCCCCCCUUCCCUUCCCUUCCCCAGGCCGGCGGGACGCGGGCAGGACCGCGGGCGGCGGACGGACCGGCCCGGUUCAUGAGCAUCGGCCGGCAGGGCAGAAUUUACAUGUUUGACAGCAGAAGUUGCCUUUCUACUGUAGUGAGAGAAAAUCUUUCUGGCUGUUCCCGAGGUGGCAGUGGAGCACACCUUUAGCACAGGAAAAUGAGUGAGCUGGACCAGUUACGCCAGGAGGCCGAGCAACUGAAAAACCAAAUCAGAGAUGCUAGGAAAGCAUGUGCAGAUGCCACACUGGCUCAGAUCACAGCCAACAUCGACCCCGUGGGGAGGAUUCAGAUGCGCACCAGGAGAACGCUCCGGGGACACCUGGCCAAAAUUUAUGCAAUGCACUGGGGGACUGAUUCCAGGCUUCUAGUUAGUGCCUCCCAGGAUGGCAAACUUAUAAUUUGGGACAGCUAUACUACAAACAAGGUGCACGCCAUCCCCCUGCGCUCCUCCUGGGUCAUGACUUGUGCAUACGCUCCCUCUGGGAAUUACGUGGCUUGUGGUGGGCUGGACAACAUCUGCUCCAUCUAUAACUUGAAAACUCGUGAAGGGAAUGUACGUGUGAGCCGGGAGCUCGCCGGGCACACAGGCUACUUGUCCUGCUGUCGUUUCCUGGAUGAUAAUCAAAUCGUCACCAGCUCUGGCGACACCACUUGCGCUCUCUGGGACAUAGAAACUGGUCAGCAGACAACCACAUUUACUGGGCACACUGGAGACGUGAUGAGCUUGUCCCUCGCUCCCGACGCCCGGUGUUUCGUUUCUGGUGCCUGCGACGCCUCUGCCAAACUGUGGGACGUGAGAGAAGGAAUGUGCCGGCAAACCUUCACCGGCCACGAGUCGGACAUCAACGCCAUCUGUUUCUUCCCCAACGGCAACGCGUUUGCCACGGGCUCGGACGACGCCACGUGCCGGCUCUUCGACCUGCGGGCCGACCAGGAGCUGAUGGUCUAUUCACACGACAACAUCAUCUGUGGCAUCACCUCUGUAGCAUUUUCCAAGAGUGGCCGUCUGCUCUUAGCUGGGUAUGACGACUUCAACUGCAACGUGUGGGACACGCUGAAAGCUGAUAGAGCAGGUGUCCUCGCCGGUCACGAUAACCGUGUCAGCUGCUUAGGUGUGACUGAUGAUGGCAUGGCAGUGGCAACAGGAUCAUGGGACAGCUUCCUCAAGAUCUGGAACUGAAGUAGAACUCGAGGACUCCACGACUGGAAGAAGUUCCCAACAAAAUUAAACACGAUAGCAUAUCCAAUCCAACCAUACUAACUCGGACCCCCAUCCUCCCCAACUCAAAGGGCAAGAUCUUCUCCGUCUCCUGUUGCUGAAAUGAAGAGCACAAUUACCUUUCCAAGAAGAAUUUCUGUGUUGUAAGCAAAAUGAAAUUGUGCAUUCCUUUUGGGACCACUUUUUUUUUUUUUUUUUUUUUUUUUUUCUUUUUUUUUUUUUUUUUUUUUUUUUUUU
Molecule: messenger RNA, 1739 nt
Organism: Lepidothrix coronata (blue-crowned manakin)
Lineage: Eukaryota; Metazoa; Chordata; Aves; Passeriformes; Pipridae
Gene: GNB1
Product: G protein subunit beta 1
Exons: 12
Coding region: 441-1463 (340 amino acids)
Biological process (GO): G protein-coupled receptor signaling pathway
Cellular component (GO): cytoplasm; heterotrimeric G-protein complex
Molecular function (GO): protein binding; signaling receptor complex adaptor activity
Source: RefSeq, a predicted model, not a curated record